Selaginella moellendorffii is the source of this 1735-nucleotide messenger RNA. RefSeq names its product pentatricopeptide repeat-containing protein At1g62930, chloroplastic. Bases 21 to 1703 code for a protein of 560 amino acids. NCBI's taxonomy places the organism in Eukaryota, Viridiplantae, Streptophyta, Lycopodiopsida, Selaginellales, Selaginellaceae. Gene Ontology annotation, molecular function: protein binding. The transcript has a single exon. The record is from RefSeq and is a predicted model, not a curated record.
AAGCAAAGGACUAGGUCGAAAUGCGGAGGAGGUUCAGCAGCAGCAGCGGCGGCGGCGGCAACGGUGGCAGCGGCGGAGUGGUGGAAGUGAUCAGAAGAACAGCAGCAAAUGGCGCUCACAAGAACGGCAAGAACGGCAGCAAUGGCAAUGGUGGCAACAAUGGUGGCAGCAGAAACGGCAGAAGCGGCGAGGAAGAGGCCCUCGUGAAGCUCAUGGAGGAAUCCCAGGUGGCGGGCAACUACGCAGCUCUGGGCGAGUCCUCCACGAACCUCACGCCACGCACGGUCACCAGAGUCCUACGCGAGCUCACCUCCUCGUCCCUCGCGCUGCGCUUCUUCCGGUGGUCGCAGCAACAGCCGCGCUUCCUCCACAACACCUUCACCUGGAACACGCUCCUGGCCGCGAUGGUCCGCGCCGGCAGCCACAACCGGGCGCUGCAGCUCUUCCGCGAGAACCCAUGCCAGCUCCCGGCCUCGAGCGUCACCUACAACGUCCUCAUCCGCGGCUUCUGCAACGCCAGCGACCUGGACGCCGCCUUCUCGCUGCUCCGGGAGAUGGACGUGGAGGGCAUGCAGUGCAACGAUCGCACCACCAGCAUCAUCCUCCAGGGGCUGUGCCGCUGCGGCCGCGUCGCCCAGGCGCUGGAGCACUUCGACGCCUCCCUGGAGCUCGCGCACGCGCAGCCGGACGUAGUCUCCUACACCACGCUCAUCAACGGGCUGUGCAAGCUCGGCCGCGUCGACGCCGCCUUCGAUCUCUUCCGGAAGAUGGUGGCCGCGGGGGGGUGCCGCCCAAACGCAUUCACGUACAACGCGCUGGUGGACGGGCUGUGCAAGCAGGAUCGGCUGGACGCCGCGCGGGCCGUCAUCGCCGAGGCCCGCAAGCGCGACUUCGCGCCGGACGUGGUCACGUACAACACGCUCAUGGCGGCGCUCUUCCAGCUCGGCCGCGUCGACGAGGCGCUCGCCACCUUCACGCAGAUGACCGAGGAGGGCUACGUCCCCACGCUGGUGAGCUUCAACGCCAUCAUCACCGGGCUGUGCCGCGCGCGCCGCCUCGCCGACGCGCUCGAGGUGUUCAACGAGAUGAUCGACCGCGACUUCCACCCCAACCUCGUCACCUACAGCGUCGUCAUCGACGGGCUGUGCAAGUCGGACCAGCUCGACGAGGCGCAGCAGCUCCUGGACAGGAUGGUCUCGGAGGGAUGCCGCCCGGACCUCGUCGCCUACACUCCGCUCGUCCUCGGCUUCUCGGCCGCCGGCCGCCUCGACUCGGCGCUGGGACUGCUCCGGAGGAUGGUUUCGCAGGGAUGCAUCCCGGACGUGGUCACGUACACGGUGGUGAUCGACAAGCUGUGCAAGGUGGGCCGGGUGGACGACGCGCACGAGAUCUUCCGCGAGCUGGUUGCGAACAAGUGCUCGCCGAAUGUGGUGACUUACAGCGCGCUCAUCGGGGGCUACUGCCGGGCGAGCCGAGUGGACGAGGGAGGCAAGGUGAUGAGGGAGAUGGCGUGCCGGCCAAACGUUGUCACUUACAACACCAUGAUCUGGGGGCUGUCGAUGGUCGACCGGAACGAGGAGGCGUAUGGGAUGUUUCGCGAGAUGAGCGAGUGUGGAUUCGUGCCGGACGCGCGGACGUACCGCGGGCUCAAGCGGGCGUUGAGGAUGAUCGAUCAUCCUCCUCAUGUUUUGACGGGAGCUUAAAGCAAGAUUUUAGGGCUCGUGAUGGACUUCCA